AUGUCGGUACGAUUGUGUGAUGUGGUACGCUGGCACGUUGUGGUAAUCUGUGGAAUGCAGGUUAUGGAGGGUGUGGUGCGUGUCAAUGGCUUGGACGAGAAGUUGAGGUUGGAACCAGAUGUGGACUAUGGCGGCAUCUCGAAGAUCCACGUGGCCGGACCACGAAGUCUGGGCAGCCCCGAUAUUGUCCUCUAUAACAACGCUCUGGGCAACAACAUAGACCACUACGGACAUACGCACUGUAUAGUUUACAGCAAUGGCGAGGUCCUCUGGGUACCACCCUCACAGUUCUCUGUGUACUGUGACCUUGACCUCAGUAAAUGGCCUUACGACAGACACACGUGCCGGCUCUUCUUCGGCUCCUGGGUGCACGGCGGAGAGCAAAUAUACCUGAAGCGAAAAGGAAAUUCAUCGGAUUCUGACUCGGAGGUGAAAGGGGAGCCCGGCAAGUGGGCACUUCUCUCCCUCAUGGAGAUCGAACACACAAAGUACUACUCUUGCUGCAGUGAACCUUACUACAAUAUCGAGAUAUUUCUCACAAUUGAGCGGCGAAGUCCAGAAUACUCCGCUGUAGUCUUCACUCCAGCAUUUGGUAAUGUGUUCUCACCUAAGAAUAUGUCACAUUUUUUUUAA
Messenger RNA from Homalodisca vitripennis (glassy-winged sharpshooter), 633 nucleotides. RefSeq names its product acetylcholine receptor subunit alpha-like 1. Gene Ontology annotation, cellular component: synapse; membrane; neuron projection. Lineage: Eukaryota; Metazoa; Arthropoda; Insecta; Hemiptera; Cicadellidae. The record is from RefSeq and is a predicted model, not a curated record. Gene Ontology annotation, molecular function: extracellular ligand-gated monoatomic ion channel activity; neurotransmitter receptor activity; transmembrane signaling receptor activity. The coding region runs from base 1 to 633 and encodes 210 amino acids. The transcript is spliced from 4 exons. Gene Ontology annotation, biological process: chemical synaptic transmission; monoatomic ion transmembrane transport; regulation of membrane potential.